AUGGCCGAGAACAUUACAACGAAGAGUAGAACUUGGCUUUAUCCAAGAUUUGUGCAAAUGUUGAUAGAUCACGCUUAUUCUGAUAUUGAAAGAGAUGUAAACAAUGAUUUGUUGGUAUUAUCUCACAUGAGCAAUGGUUCGUUGAAGCUGCUAGCUAGAUAUCAUCCGAAUCAUCCUGAACCGAAGAAGAUAGCUGAAUUUUUCGGAUUCAUCAAGGAUGUGAACUAUGUUGAUCCAGAUCCAGUGAAUCACCAAAACUGGAGGAAUGAAGAGGAGAUGAAAGAAGCUGCGUAUGCUGAUGAGAAGAGAGGCGAGAAAGCUACUCCAAAAGCACAAAAGGGAGAGGGUUCGUCUUCACAGCCUAAGAAACGUCAAAAGAAAGUUGCAAAGACUUUACUUAUUGAUGAACCUGAUGUGGAAGAACCAGUACCAAUAGCUGAGGUUGAAGUUGAACAUGAUGUUGAAGCUGAAGCUGAGACUGAAGCAGAACCUAAUAUUGAAGUUGAUGUUCAUUUAUCGCCUAAUUCUAAGAGUUUGCUGAAGAAACUUAAGGCGUUUAAUGCACAGAAAGACAAAGCAGAUGUUGAUGCUCAGAAAGGAAAAGUUGCUGAUGAUAUAGAAGGUGAUGACGUGAACAAAAGUACAACAAGUUCUUCUAGUUCUUCUGAAGAUGAAAUAGAUGAGGUAGAACAACCGAGUAAACCACCAUCACCACCACCUGAACCGAUACCACAUCAAUCACCUAUUCAUUCACCACUUCAUCAAUCACCUCCAAAACAACCAACACCACCAAGACAACCAUCACCAUUACAUCUUUCACCACUUCAUUCACCACAACAAAUUCAUACUAUUACACCACCACAAGAACAAACCUUACUCACAUCUCAACAAAUCUUUCAAACACCACCACCUUCACAACCUAUUGUUCAAACAACACCGGGUUCUUCGGGGUACAAAGGUUUUCCAACAGUUCCUUCGAACUUGAGUAUUGGUCUUGAAGAUAUUGGAGACUUUGAUUUUGCAAAUACGGCACAAGUGAAGAGUGUUGAAAAGAAAGUUGAUGAUGUGACGAAUGAAAACAAAAGAUUGGCAGUUGAAAACAAAAGAGUGGCUGAUCGUGAAAAGAUUCUCGAAAUGCGUGUAAAGAAGUUAGAAUCUGAAAACAAGUCUUUAUUGAAGAAGAUAGAUACAGAUCAUUUUGAAAUUGAUGUCUUGAAGAACAAAGAACUUGAAGCUGCGAAGGCGUUGAAGGAACAUGAAUUUUAUAUGAUGAACAAAGUGAUAGAAAGUAUGCUCGGGAAGUCGAUAGAGCAAAGAUUUGAAGAAAUUCAAGUUGAAGAAGUCAGGGCUAAACGCCAAGCUGAAAUUGAAGCUCUAAUGAGAGAUAAAGCCGUAUCUGCUGUUUUUGAUGAAGACGUAUUAAUUAAAGAUCUGGGUAAUGAUGAUGAGGAAGUGGAGGAUGAUAGUGAAGAGGAUGAUGAUGAAGAGAAUGACGAUGAAGAGGAUGAUAAAGAAGAAAAAGUUUUUUCUGCGAGUAGUCAUGGUUCUGAUGAUGACAAUGAUGACGAUGACAAUCAGGGUGGUACAGGAGUUACUGUGACUGAAGCUUCAAAAGAACAAAAUGUUGAUGAUUUAAUGAAUGAUGAUGCGAAUGAAGUUUCAGGGGAGGCUGAUGGAGAGGGGGAGCAUGUUGAUGAUCAAAACGUUGAUCAAGUUGAAAAGUUGAUUCUUCGAAUAGAGCCUCAUGUUGAAGAAGGUGAGAUCAGGCAUACUUACACAUUGGAUGAAGUCCUUAAGAUGUUCAAUGUGAAUGAAGAUGAAUUUAAUUUUGAUUUCGAAGAAGAACUGAAUGCUUUUGACAUCAAUCAUCAACCUGAAUAUGAGUACAAAUAUGUUGAAGAUGCAGAUGUGUAUGACAGAGUUGAGGUUUAA
Messenger RNA from Helianthus annuus (common sunflower), 1932 nucleotides. RefSeq names its product glutamic acid-rich protein-like. The coding region runs from base 1 to 1932 and encodes 643 amino acids. Lineage: Eukaryota; Viridiplantae; Streptophyta; Magnoliopsida; Asterales; Asteraceae. The record is from RefSeq and is a predicted model, not a curated record. The transcript is spliced from 5 exons.